AUGAACUACGUGGGGCAGCUGGCUGAAACUGUCUUUGUCACGGUGAAGGAGCUGUACCGGGGCCUCAACCCUGCCACCCUGACAGGCUGCAUCGAUGUGGUUGUGGUGAGGCAGCCUGAUAACUCCUUCCAGUGCUCCCCAUUUCACGUGCGCUUCGGGAAGUUGGGAGUGCUGCGCUCCAAGGAGAAGGUGGUUGACAUUGAAAUCAAUGGGGAGCCUGUGGAUCUGCACAUGAAGCUGGGAGACAAUGGAGAGGCCUUCUUUGUCCAGGAGUCAGAGGAGAAUGAGGGUAGCAUCCCCUCCCACCUCUGCACAUCCCCCAUCCCCAAGGAGCAGAGCCCAGAGGAAGCUGCUCAGCCCUCCCAUGGGCAGGAGGCUACCAGUGCUGAAAUAACCCUGCGCAAGAGGAGGCGACGCAGGAGAAAGCCCAAGAGGAAGGAGGUGUCAGACUCUGAGUCAGAAAGCUGUGAGAAGAUGAAAAGUGAGAUGUCCAUGGAGGAACUAUGCAAGCUGCCAGCCCCAAGCAAUGCAGUGUGUUUAUCCCUCGCUGAUCUCCCUGAUGAAGAAGCCAGGUCAUUGCAGACCCCAGAAAUGUACCCGUACUCCGAUGGGGAGUUGGCCUCUGCAGACAGUCUCACAGUGAACCAUCCAUCUUCUCCCAGAAGUGACUCUGAACUGGAGAUCAGACCACAGGAGAAUUUUGCUUUAGGGGCUGAAUCCCACGUGCAGUGGAUCUGGGGAAGGCUCCCUCAGGAUGAGAAAGGCAUUCCCAAGUUGAAGGACAUCCCGAGUGCUGUGGGGGCAAAGAGCUUGUUGGGGACUUCCUCAGUCUCACAAGAGAAACAGGAGAGAGAGAGGAGUGUUGUGCCAGAGGUUCAGGCAAGUGUGGAGCCCUUUGAGGAAGCCACUGCUCUGAGGCAGGCAGGCUCAGAAGGCCCUGAGUCUCAGCUGGAGAGGCAGAGGAGGCAAGGAUCCAUGAAAAGAAGUCCUCACUUGGGUCCCAGUGAUGUUUACCUGGAAGACCUCUCCAACCUGGAUGAAGAGCAGGUGGCUCUGUAUUUCCCCAGGAGUGACACAGAGCAGAGUUCAAGGCCUGUGACAGACCCCAGCAGCCCUGUGUCUGUCCAGCUGCCAUCCAACUUGCCUGCUGACAGCCCCACAGACUCCGACUCGGUCUCACUGCCCACAGUUGCCCUGUCCCUGUGUGGGGGCCUGGGGGACAGCAGGCAGAUCUCUCACGAGAAGUUCAUGGAGUGCAUGGUCUCCUACCAGCAGUUUGCUGAGAAUCCAGGGCUCAUCUAUGACCCGAACCUGGUGAUACUAAUCAACAAGAAGUAUUACAACUGGGCAGUGGCUGCUCCCAUGGUCCUGUCCCUGCAGGCUUUCCAAAGGAACAUUCCUGAGAGUAUCAUAAACCAACUGGUGAAGGAGAAGAUGCCCAAGACAGACAGAAGGUGGUGGUUUUCCUGGAGGAGGAGAGAAUUCCCAGCAGAGGAGCAGCAGUUGAGGCCAAGGAAAGCCAGCGUGGGGACACCGCAGCCUGACUCUGCUCAACAGAGGCAGGAGGAAGAGGUGUCAUCCAGUGAUGAUGAGCCCCUGCACCCUGGGGACAUGUUGGCAAUGGAGACUCCUGCUCAGAAACCUCUGCCAACCUACAAGAAAUCCCUGCGGCUCUCCUCUGAACAAAUUGAAAGGUUGAACCUGCAGGAUGGCCCCAAUGAAGUGGCAUUCAGUGUGACAACACAGUACCAGGGCACGUGCCGCUGUGAGGCCACCAUCUACCUAUGGAACUGGGAUGACAAGGUGGUCAUCUCAGACAUUGAUGGCACCAUCACCAGGUCAGAUGCUCUUGGACAUAUCUUGCCACAUCUGGGAAAAGACUGGACUCAUCGUGGGAUUGUUAAACUCUUCCACAAAAUUCACCUGAAUGGCUACAAGUUUCUCUACUGCUCAGCCAGGGCAAUCGGCAUGGCCCACAUCACCAAAAGCUACCUCAAAUGGGUCACUGAGCAAGGCUGUGCCCUCCCCAGGGGCCCCAUCCUGCUUGCCCCCAGCAGCCUCUACUCUGCCUUCCACAGGGAGGUGAUUGAGAAGAAGCCAGAGGUAUUCAAGGUGGCUUGCUUGACGGACAUCCAAAACCUGUUUGCCAUGAAUCACCCUUUCUAUGCGGCCUUUGGGAACAGGACCAAUGAUGUCUAUGCUUACAAGCAAGUGGGGCUGCCAGAGAGCCACAUAUUCACUGUCAACCCCAAGGGAGAGCUGAUCCAGGAGCUCAUGAAGAGCCACAAGUCAACGUAUGAGCGGCUGUCAGAGCUGGUGGAGCUUGUCUUCCCUCCCCUGGGACAGAGUGGGAGCAUUGCUCUGGUGUGCCCAGAGUACAGCCACUUUGCCCACUGGAGACCUCCACUGCCUGUUGUUGACUUAGAUGCCUUCUCCUAA
This is a messenger RNA of Acanthisitta chloris (rifleman), 2439 nucleotides long. It is a transcript of the gene LPIN3, whose product is annotated as lipin 3. Gene Ontology annotation, biological process: triglyceride biosynthetic process; fatty acid catabolic process; positive regulation of transcription by RNA polymerase II. The coding region runs from base 1 to 2439 and encodes 812 amino acids. The transcript has 19 exons. Gene Ontology annotation, molecular function: transcription coactivator activity; phosphatidate phosphatase activity. NCBI's taxonomy places the organism in Eukaryota, Metazoa, Chordata, Aves, Passeriformes, Acanthisittidae. Gene Ontology annotation, cellular component: nucleus. The record is from RefSeq and is a predicted model, not a curated record.